AUGAAGACAACAAAUUCAAAUGAGCAAACACAAGAACAUAAUAUUAGAGAAUUUGAGAUGAAUGUGGAAAUUAAUUAUGUUGAGUUGAAUGAAGUUAAUGAUGGAGGUGCUAAUGUAGACAACUUGGAUGUUAAUGGUGAUGAGGAACAAAAUGUAAAUGUAGAUGUUGGAGAUGAAAAAGGUGAUGAUGAGAAGGAAUGUGAGAAUAAUGAUAAUCAAGACCAAUUUCAAAGGAAGAAAAGAAAGAAGGUAUCAAAAGCUCACGUUGAUUUUAGUGAAGUUACUUCAAAGGAUGGAAGUAUAAAGCUACAAUGUGUUGAUAUCAUUGAUGGGGUUAUGAAGUCCACAAAAUAUUGGGGAAUCGAACAUAAAAUCUUCACAAUUUCAGUGGAUAAUGCUUCAAACAAUGAUGUUGCGGUUCGAAUUGCCAAAGAAACUUUCUCUAAGAGUCCUAAGCUACCUUUGGGUGGUAAGCUAUUUCAUGUCAGGUUGUUAAAGUUUCCUGAAAUUGUGCAUCAUUUGGGAAAUCCUGUGAAAAAGUUAAUUCUUGAUUGUGUUACCCGCUGGAAUUCUACAUAUGAAAUGUUAGUUGUAGCCAUUAAAGUUAAGGACGCAUUUCCAAUAUUUGCUGAAAGAGAGCCUUCAUAUAAAUGUUGUCCUAGCUUGGAAGAUUGGAGUAAAAUAGAGCAUGUUCUUAGCAUCUUAGAGGUUUUUUAUGAAGCUACUCAAGUGAUCUCUGGAACUAACUAUCCCAUUUCUAAUGUUUUUCUUGGUGUGGUUUGGAGGGUCAAGCAUGUUGUAAAUGAAAAUGAGUUUCAUCAUGAAGAGUUGAUUAGAGAUAUGAUUGAAAAGAUGAAGACAAAAUUUGACAAAUAUUGGGGUGAUUGCAAUCUUUUGAUGUCUAUUGGAGCAAUACUUGAUCCUAGGUACAAAAUGAGAUUAGUUGAUUUUGCUUUCAAUCAAAUAUAUAAUGCGAAUGAUGCCCGUAUAAAUGUGAUGAAGGUUCGGGAUGCAUUACAUGACUUGUUCUAUGAAUAUGUUGAAAUGGAUAACAUGAAAACUCGAAAAGGUAGUUCUUCUAUGCAAAAUGCGGGGAGUUUGUUAAUUACUUCAUCAUGCUCAACUUCUAAAGGAAAAUUAGUCCUUUCUGGUUUGUCUUUGUAUGAUAAAUAUUUGGACACUGUUGAAGAUAUAACUCCAAACAAAUCGGAGUUGGACAUUUACUUGGAGGAAGGGGUUUAUAGGUGUCAAGAUGGUGAAGUAACCUCCGAAUUUGAUGCCUUAACUUGGUGGAAAUCUCAUGAAUUGAAGUUUAGUAUUUUGUCAAAAUUAGCACGUGAUGUUUUAGCUAUUCCAAUUAGUACUGUGGCAUCAGAAGCCACAUUCAGUGCAGGCACUCGAGUUUUAGAUCCUCAUCGUGCUAAACUAUCUUUUGAUGGUGCAAGUUUUGGUUUGUGGAGCAGAUUGGGUUCGUCAACUUCAUGGGAUCAAUAA
Messenger RNA from Ipomoea triloba (trilobed morning glory), 1494 nucleotides. RefSeq names its product zinc finger BED domain-containing protein RICESLEEPER 2-like. The coding region runs from base 1 to 1494 and encodes 497 amino acids. The record is from RefSeq and is a predicted model, not a curated record. The transcript is spliced from 4 exons. Gene Ontology annotation, molecular function: DNA binding; protein dimerization activity. Lineage: Eukaryota; Viridiplantae; Streptophyta; Magnoliopsida; Solanales; Convolvulaceae.